Entrophospora sp. SA101 is the source of this 822-nucleotide messenger RNA. The record is from the annotation of a GenBank genome assembly. Lineage: Eukaryota; Fungi; Glomeromycota; Glomeromycetes; Entrophosporales; Entrophosporaceae.
AUGAGCAAUAUAGGCCAAUCAUCAUUGUCAUCAACAUGGAAUAAAGAGGUAGCAGGAAUAACAGUUACAGAAAAUCUUCCAGGGACCACUUCUCAAUUCUCAUCAUAUGGGAUCAUGGCAGAUGAAAGUACAAGAGGUUCAAGGAAUGUGCCUGAGGGAUAUUUACAUAAAUGGAAAACAUUUUUGGAAUUCCUACAAAAUGAAAAUUUAAAUACAGAAAUUUUAAUAAUGGUAAAAUUUGGAGAGUGGUUCUAUGAAAAAAUAAUAUAUUUUUUAAUUGGCUCUGAUACUAACUCUAGUCACCCUCUACCAAAUGGGUAUUGUGCACAUCAAAUGCCUGACAUGGUUCAAACUUGGAUUAGUGAAUUAGAGAAUGUUGUGCAGGCACCUGAAGAAGUCUUCAUGGAUGAAUUAUUGGCAGCUUGUGAUCAUUUGAAUGAACAGGAAUUUCUGGAUCUGGCUCAAAGAAUGAAAAUAGGUAUUGAAAAAACUUUGAAUGUCUUCAAAAAAUGGAUGAUUACCUGGACUAAAUUUCUACUUUGGAUAUGCAGUCUUGGAGGAGAGCAUGGCCCUGAAUUUGCACAAGCUGUUCUCAAUGUAAUACUUUCUCAUCCUCUUCCUGAUGAUCAACCUACAAUAAUAGUAAAAAAAUAUAUAGAAAGAUUAAAUGAGAAUUUAAAAGAUCAAAACAAUACAUUUGGGUUAUUUGAAGCAUUGGAAAAAAAUAACUUUAGAGAACAGUUCAUUGCAUUUUCAAAAGUUAAUUAUAUCCAGUUAAAAGAAUUUCCAUUGAUAUAUGAUUUUGUUAGACAUCGUAUCUGA